Molecule: messenger RNA, 1534 nt
Organism: Aspergillus brunneoviolaceus CBS 621.78
Lineage: Eukaryota; Fungi; Ascomycota; Eurotiomycetes; Eurotiales; Aspergillaceae
Exons: 4
Coding region: 50-1483 (477 amino acids)
Source: RefSeq, a predicted model, not a curated record
CUUGAAGAGAUUCUUGACCGAGUUCAGUUGCUUCAAUUCGCGUAUUUUGAUGGCCGACAAUUUCACAGCCUCUACCCGCCAAGGUUGGGUUACUGAGCCGGAUGGACGGGGGUCGUGGAGUAUUCUUUCGACUUGUUUACUGACUAUUAUUCUCUGCUGUUGGACAGCAGUCCUUCCCAAUAUACCUGCUCGGACUGACAAGUGGUAUCACCGUCUACGAGACCGGUUACAUUUGGCUUCCAUUGGAGUGUUGGGACCCGAGUUUCUGCUCAUGCUGGCGCUGGGUCAGUGGUCCUCAGCCCGGGCAUCAGUAAAGAAAUUCGAGCAACUGACGAGAAAUUCCACGGAUCCAAAUACACCCUCAUGGACCCUUGCACAUGCCUUCUAUGCCGACAUGGGAGGCUUUAUCCUCGAAGAGGAGGGAAAUGCGACGUCUUUCCCCGUCAAUGCUGAACAGCUCUAUUUUUUGAUAGCGAACAACUACAUCAAACACCCACCCUUAACAGAAGACGAGAUCAAUGAUCGUAACAAGUCAGACAGCUUCUCACGUGUACUCGCCGUCUGUCAGGGGCUGUGGUUUCUCGUUAAUAGCGCUCUUCGAGUGGCGCAGGGAUUAUUCCUAACUACCCUCGAGCUCACAACCAUAUCUUACGUGGUCGUCUUUCUGGUAACAUCGUUCUGCUGGCGUGCCAAACCGUCCGACAUAACCGGUACUAUUCCGAUCAAAACAGGGACCCCAGUUGAUAUUAUUCGAGCAGAGCACUGCCUCUAUCCAGACCAGCCCUGGCACGAUACCCCGCUAGACUUUGUCUAUGCCGACAUCUCCUUCUGCGGCGUGCACUGGCGCUACUACACGCAAAUACUCCGCAAGCUGCACCUGCCACUCGUCUCGCGGCCCAUGACUGUCCGGCCGCAGAACCGGAUUAUCAGUGAUAACUUUCCUGUGACCGAUUUGCGGGCGGACUGCAUCGCCACACCUGUGCUUCUUCUCUUCGGCUCUAUGUUUCUCUUUGCCUGGGACUUUCAUUACCCGACCCGCGCGGAGCGACUUCUCUGGCGGACCGCCAGUGUCUAUAACCUCCUCUUCACCGUGGUCGGAGGCUUGCACGCUGGCUACUGUGAUAAGAUCCUCCUUCCCCGCGCGUAUGAGGAACGCAAACAGCGCAUUCCGUGGAUAGCGUCGCCGUCGCCGUCGCCAAGGGGUUCGCAGGUGGGAAAUCACCCUUCUUCCUUCUCCCCUCGUCUCAAAGCACCUAGCCAAGGGUUCUGGGCCCGUAUUGCGAACAAGAUACGCAAUAUUGACCCGACGCACGAUCCUAAGGCGGAGCUCCCACUACGAGUGCUCAUACCAACCUCGAUAAUUUGUGCUCUGUACUGCGUGGGGCGGACGUAUAUCUUGGUGGAGGACUUCAUCGGUCUACGCAGUCUGCCGGCCUCGGCUUUUCAGACUGUUAGUUGGGAAGAUUAUGUUCCUCACCUGUAAACACAAACCAAUAAUGUUAACCCUGUGGUAUAUGUAUCUACUGCACUGUGG